Messenger RNA from Biomphalaria glabrata, 12668 nucleotides. Its product is annotated as START domain-containing protein 10-like. Gene Ontology annotation, molecular function: lipid binding. The transcript is spliced from 7 exons. The record is from RefSeq and is a predicted model, not a curated record. NCBI's taxonomy places the organism in Eukaryota, Metazoa, Mollusca, Gastropoda, Planorbidae. The coding region runs from base 235 to 1047 and encodes 270 amino acids.
CUACAUCUAGUCUCUAGAUCUAGACCUAGAACUUAGAUGUGAUUUUGAUCUAGAUUAUCGUUAUGCUUUAGAAUCAAUCAACGUAAAGAAAAAGAAUGAGUGACUUUGAAAUUGAAUGGAUUUAAAGCCUUCACAAUAUAUUGGCACCAGAGACGAUUUUUAUCUUACAGUACAUUUUAUGUGCGACUAUUAAAUUAAAGACAUCUCAGGGACUUUUUUUUUAAGUUAAAAAAAAUGUCUACACAAUUAUCUUUGAAAGUUGGAGAAGUAAAAAUUCCAGAGGAUUCGGAUUUCCGGCAUUUCAAAUCUCUAUGUGAGGAUAAUGAUGGAUGGAAACUAGAGGUGAAUAAAAAUCAAACGACGGUGUGGACUAAAGCCAAUGAGCUCUCAGACUUUAAGAUGGUGAAGGUGCGGAGUGUCUUUGAUAUUGAUGCUGCCACACUCUAUGAUGUUCUACAUGACCCACAUUACCGCAAGACCUGGGACCACUCCAUGUUGGAGGGAGCAGAAAUAUGUGCAAUUAAUCCAAACAACGAUAUUGGUUACUAUGCAAUUCGCUGUCCACCACCACUAAAAAACAGAGACUUUGUCACUCAGAGGUCAUGGUUGGAUUGCGGUUAUGAAAAAAUUAUUAUUAACCAUUCUGUAAAUCAUGUUGCAAGGUCACUGAAGAAAGGCUUCAUAAGGGGCACUUCUUUUUUAACCGGUUACUACAUAGUCAAGCUAGAAGCAGAUAAGACACAGUUGACCUACGUCUCUCAGUCUGAUCCUAAAGGUAAUCUCCCUGCUUGGGCUAUAAAUAAACUGACCAGAAUCUUUGCACCCAAGGUUAUACACAGAAUCUACAAAGCAGCCAAGAACUAUAACUCUUGGAAGAGCAAGAACAAUCCAGACUUAAAGCCUUGGCUCAACCCAGAACAAAUGAUGACUACCCUGCCCAGGUAUAACCCUGCAGACAUUGUGUCCGAUGACAAGAUGACGGGGUCAAGAGAGUCCCUGGAUGAGGAGGGUCUGAAUGAGGCAGACUUCCAGGACAUGGACUAUUGAAAGUUAUGUCUAUUUGUUGCCAUGGUAACGACUGGUCUCUUAGUUGUAGGUAGUUUGGGUUCAUAUUAGAGGAUUAGAAGGCAAUGUUUUAAAUUAUGAGUAUUUUUAACAAAAUGAUUUUCAUACUUGUGUAUUAUAAACAUUCACUGAGCGUGAUAGGCUUUUGAAUGAGAAAAUACUGUUGAUACACAAAUGCAAUGUUGAUAGAUGAGAAAUAUAAACUCAUCUUUACAAUACAUAAUUUUUGUCCAAAAGUGUGUCUACAUGAGUUCAUAACUGUGAGUCAAUUCAUAGAUGCAUCUGUGUACGGGCAAAUGAUAUAAAAUGAAAUCUGGGCCAAGUCCACUGCUUGACAUUAUUAUUUAUUAUUUUAAAAUGGUUGUGUGACUUUUAAAAUGGACCUGUAAAAUACAACAAAAGUGUGUGAGUUUAAGAUGUUGUUGAUGUUCUCUCAAAGACUGGAUGAGAUCUUGUGCCAGAGCCAAUUUUUUUUUGUUUCAUUUCUUAUUAUGUAAUGGAGUGAUUUUAGAGUCCAAGAGUUAAACAUUUGGGGAAACUAUUUUACGUCAUACAGAGUCUAAAUUGGGGAACUAUUUUAUCACAUAUAGAGUCAAUAUUGGGGAACUAUUGGAAAAUAAUAUAGAGUCAAUAUUGGGAAACUUUUUAAUGUCAUAGAGACCAAACUAUGACCCGCUUGCCAUAUCUGGCUUGUUAUUUAGUUCUACUCAGCCCCUAGUAACAUCAGCUAUAUAAUUUAGUUCCAUUGGACUCUUAUUCAGCUUCUGAAACAAUGUGGAAAAUUUAGAUUGCUCCUAGCCAAAAAAGGUUGGCUACUACUGAUUUUGAUAUCCUCAGGUUCUAGUCAAUGAGAAGACAUUAUUUUGUUUUCUCUAAAUUGAUGGACUGGCAUGGACAAGGCGAUGUUAGGUGUCAACAACUUCCAAUAUACUGAACUGCAAUUCACAUAAUCCUAGACAACUAGCUGGUUAAGUAAAUCAUGACUUUAUUUACUUGCUGUUGAGGUUGUUCCUGGAUUUAUCCCUUUGCUCAAGUGUGAAACACAAAUGAAAAUUGCAGAGACUAGUCCUUGAGGUCAUAUAGUGAACAGAUGCAUCUAUGUUUUAUGGACUUUAAAGUUCUGAAAUAGAAUUUAAAAAAAAAAUUUUUUUCACUUUAUAAUUUUGUUUUUUUUGGUUUGACUGACAUGUUCAUAAGACAGCACAUGUUUUAGUUUGUUUUUAACUUUAUACUUUAGUUUUAAGCAGACAUCUGAACAAAAAUGGCAUAAAAACUAUUUUGGCUCAGUUUUUUUUUUUUUUUUUUUUUUUUUGAAUGUUUAGUGCAUUCAUUUGAGCUGUUUACUUGUUGGUUCAUCUGAAUCUAAAUUGCUGUUUCAUAAUAGGUUCUGCUUUUUUACAUUAGUAAUAUGCUGCUCACAUUAGCUGUCUUCAGUUUCUCACAGUGAUACUAUAUCAGUAACAAGCAUAAUUGUUUCUGUUUACAAAAUUGUUUAGACGGUGAUUCAUUUUGUUGGUCAUUUUCAGACACUUGUUUGGCAUAAUAAAAGUGUGGAACUUACUAAUUCUUUUAUUAUUUUAUAGCUUUGAUAUUCCAUAUUCCAAGCAUAUAAAACUAUUUGUAGUUUUAAGAGUGAACUUUUUUUUCUUCUAUGCUCAGAACUCAAUGCCCUCUUUGAUUGCAAAUGUAUAAGUUUUAUCAGUCAACAAUUUAUUUUCCAUUUUCAUUGGACUAUAUUUUUGUCUACUAACACUUGAUUUUUUUCUUAUAAUAUUGGACAUUAUUAAGUUAUACAUUUUUAAUAUCAUUUCUUUAUUUCUUUUCUCAUAAUUAUAUCUUUUUUUUUGAAAAGGUGAUAACCUUUAUCAUUACAUUGUGUGCAUGCAUUGAAAAUAUUGAAUUGAAUAAGAUAGUUCAGUGUAAUGAUUUGAUUUGAGAGCAUUUUUCAAGACUCUGUUUUAUUACAAGAUUUAUAAAAGUUUUAUUUCUAGGUGUGUCUUAUUUCAAUGACAUAUCAUCCACUUGCUCAGAAGUUCACUAAAAUACCAAAGUCCCUAUUUUUGUGUGUACAUAUAAGAUAGAAAUAUAUAUAUAUAUAUUUUAUUUUAAAGAAAAGCAUCACAUGUGGAUCAAUUUAAAGUUAGUCUUAACCUCAGUGUAGCAUGUGUGUGCAGGGGGAACAGCUGGGGAUAAUCUUGUAAUGCAUUCAGUAUUUAUUAUCUGUGCGGUAGAGAUGCUAGCUUGUAAUUUUUUGUAGUCAAAUAUUUAUAUGCAGAAGUGACUUCUAGUUCAUAUUAGAAGUACUCUGGUUACUAGAUAUAUACUUCUUGCUUUUGGGUUAGGGUUAUGUGGUUAAUUUUAGCUUGAUCAAACUCAUUAGUCUAUCUCUACUGGAAAUAUAAAAGUGAUUUUUUUAUAAAUGUGUAGUCAGUUUUUAAAAAGGAACAAGAAAAACAAAAAAAAACUUUAAAAAAAAACCCACACAAAGCUUAUACAAAGUGUUAUUGUAUCAAUUAGUUUGGAUCUGUCUUGUAAUUAAAUUUAUAAUAGAUCUAGACUAACAAUAAUAAAUCUGUGGGAUUACAAAAAUUUUUACCAAUGGUUUUGUUAAGUGCAAUUUCAUGCUUUUAGCUUUCCCAAUGUGCUAUGAUCCUAUCAUUUGUCUGGACCAGCUGGGAAUAUGGGAGGGGGGGGGGAGAAAGGAAGAUCUGGGUGGAUUUUACUUUUUAAAAGCAAUUAUUUCAAACUCUUGGCUCCAGCCGACAUACUAUCCCCUUUACUAGUGAGGUACUUAUGAAAAUAGAAUAUUGUAUUUCAGAUUUAUUUUAAGCAUUGGCCUAUACAAGGGACUAAUUCAGCUUAUACCACCACUUCAGUCAAGUACCUUUUCUUUCCCUUGUUUGAGAUACCUAACAAAAUAAUUAAUUACCAAUAGUUAAUUAGCUAAUUGUUUAAAUUGUUUUAUAAUUGAUUCUUGUAUUGUCAGGUAAAAGAAAUAAUUGCAUGAAUUUCAGCUCGAUCCUAGAUUGGGUGUGGGAGAAAUAACGUGUACAAACUUUUUACCAUACAGACAGGCAUAGUGAGUUGAUAUAAGCUUUGUAAAAAUAUGUAAUGAUAACUCUCACUAUUGACUGCCCAAGAUAAGGGGAGACUAUAAAUGCUUUUAACAGCUAUGCCAUUUAAUUUGACUAUUAGUGUUAUGAACACAUUUUAUGUAGAUAAGUUGAAGGACAGUGAUUCUAAGACCUAGAAGUUCAGUGUUGAGUUCUCUUUCUCUAGUGAUGCCUCGGCUCUAUCUCUAGCUUCUCUCUUGACCUACAUUUAGCUCCCUAGAGCAUCUAAUAUUUCUUUGCUUUUCAAGUUGGUUGAAUGUCUGGGUAUGGUCACCAAAAGAUUUCCUAGCCAUUUAUUUUGUAUCACACUUUGGAUCUUUCUAAAAUAAAAGGAAAAAAAAAGUGCAUUCCCAUGGGGCUUAGAUCUAUAAGUGUUGGCUGGUGUAGGGCAAACUAUCAAUUAUAAAGAAACUAAAAAAAAGUUAGAGCUAAGAACAUUUGUUUUUUUCAAGAUCAACAUGGAAACAAAAUGAAAUCAAACAAAAACAUGGCCUGUGUAUUGUAAGCUUAUUGAUAGUGUCGAGUGUUCUAGCUUCUUGUAAUAUUUUCCACCUUUUGUUUUUGUGACCUUGCCCAGAAGACAAGAAAAGGUUACUCUCUGUAAAUGAAAGUUUAACUUUAUGUAAUACAGGAUUGACCUGUAACUGCCCAUGACUUAAUAAGCAUUCAGAUCUGCUUACCCCAUGUCAGUGACAUAAAUGAGAGACAUUGCUUUUUUAAACAGAGCUUGGCAUUUAUUAAGAAUGUGACAUUUUGCAAAUAUUGCAUUUUUCUUUAUGGCUUGAUCCACCUGCAUUUUCCAUCCAUAAUUUUAUGUCACCAUUUAUUAAAAUACUCCAACUUUAUUUAAUGUGUUUAAAAAAAAUACCAUACAUCUAUUUUUAGAUUAUUAUAAUUCAAGUUUUAUUAUCUAACUGUUUGUAUAUUGCAAUAAAUUACUACAUGUAUGAAUCAAUGUUUUUAUAAGCAUCUACAUUCAUGAUUGUGUUUAUGAAUAAUGCAAUCAUAAUUCAAGUUUUUUAGAAAACUUUUUUAAAAUAUGUUUUUCCAGAUUUUUUCUUACUGACAGCUAUCGUUGGAAUAUCAUUGAUUUUAAUAACAGUUCAGGUCUUAACAAAAUUAUCUUGAAAAAAAAAGAUCAAAGUUAAAUUGUAUUUGAUCAGCACAGUUCUAAUCAUUUGAAUAAUAAUUAUUAUAGUAAUGAUUGUAAAAAAGUGACAAUAGGCCAAACUGAUCUCAGUGGUGAGACAUUUGUUCAGUGGAAUACCAAAGUAUUUAAAUCUGUUGAUUGACCUUUCUUCUAUGGGCUUCUCUAUAACCAAAUGUUCAUUUUAACUUUAAUGAAUUUUAAUGCUUACUAUUGAUGGUUGCUUUCAAUGUUUUCAUAAUUAAGAUAUUCAGCUUUAUCAUACUAAUAUCUUUUCUUUGUGUGUUUUUUUGUUUUUUAACAGUGUCAGUUUAGCAUAUAGAAACUUUGUAUUUGGGAUUUGUUUUUAAUUGUAAUUAGUUUUCUCUAAUGUGUAAACUGGCUGUCAUCCUUAACUGUACACUAUACAUUGGAUGAGCUGUUGCUAUUGGCUUAGGAAUGCUAGUUUAUCAUACGCAGGUUCAAACCUCUCACUUUUUUUUUAUAUCCCACCAUGCACCUGUAUUAUUAUUCUUUCCUUAAUUGUUUGUUUAACGUGUUUCGGAUGUUCCUUCAGAGUUGAAGAUAAUCUACUUCUUAGUCCAAACCUCCUGCAAGGCAACAGGGGAUGGCAGCGGGCAGGGUAUCAACCCAGGACCAUUGAGAUGACUGAACGACUGUCCAGGGAGCAUACCAAGUAGCCAUCCUUAAGAAAUGCUUGAUACUGAUUAAUAAAUUAUAACUUAUAGCAUGCUCAGAGUGCUUUGGUCCAAUCUCAGUUGUGAACCAGUGGGAGGGAGGGGGUAUCUAGGAGAAGGUUUUUCCGUGCUGCCUUCAGACGCUCAGUAAACACAACUCUGCCCGAGUCGGGUGUCGAACCUCGAGCCCCCUUCAUAGGUAGCCAAGCCAAGUUCAAGCGCACUUAGCCUCUCGACCCCAUUUCUUAAAAUUAUUAUUUAUUGAGUUUGUAAUGUUUGUACCUAGAAAAAUUAAAACCACAAAGUUUUUGUUUCAUGCACUUGUGCUUUUUCUUUGUCAUGAGAGGGUUAAAAGGUUAAUCUAAAAACUGUUUAGGAUUUAUAAAUUUUUCUUUGUGUGUGAGAAGGUUAAAAGGUUAAUUGAAAACUUUUUGGGGUUUAUUUUUCUUUUGUGCAUGAGAGGGUUAAAAGGUUAAUCUUAAAACUGUUUGGAUUUACUUUUGCUUCCUACAAAUUCUAAACUGAUAAUAUAAAAUAUUCAAGUUAUUUGUUUUUACUUUGCAUUGAUACAAGUCUAAAAACCUCUAACACCCUUCUUACAGAACUUCUGACGUCCUGUAAAUAAUAAGGAAAUUACUCAAUAAAAAAACACAACACUUUUUUUCUACUAUUGAGGAAAAAAAAUUAAUUCUAUAUUUUAAAAGUAUUCCAUUUUAGAAUUUAUUUAACUAUUAAGUUUUUAUUUUUUUGUAUUCCUGUAUAAAUCAUGCAAAGUAAAGAGUUGGAGUGAUGGUCAAGUUAUAGAACAGUGAUGCUCAAAAUACGCCCCAUGGACCAGAUCCAGCCUGCGUGUGGCUGUUAAAAAAAAACACAACAUGUAAACAGCGUUAUGAAAUAAAUGUGGCGGCAUUGGUGGGAAUAUUUACUUAAAGAGACAAGAAAAUGAGUUGGUGGUAAAGCUAGAUCUAGCUACAAUGUUGCUCACAUUUGAAGUAGAGAAAUGAAGCCAUUUUCCAAUGUGUAAGAAAAUAUUCCACUAAUUAACUUAAAUACUAGACCCAUGGGUUUCUCAUAAAAUUAGUUUCAGGUCAAUUUUUUUUUUUUUAACUUUUUUGGUAAUGUGGCCCGCGAUGUAAAAUAAAAGGGCCCGCAGGUCGAAUUAGGUUGGGCAUCAUUGUUAUAGAAGAACUUAUUUUAAAAAAAUGGCAUAUUGUUUUAUCCUUGUAGCCUUCAUUUUAACUUUUUUUCUAACCCCAAUAUUUAUUCUUCUCUGCCACCAAUUUGAUUGGCCUUUUCAGUAGUGAUUCUGGCCUACUUGGGAUGUUGUUUUUAUUUUGAAUUGAAGAUAUUGCGUUGAUGUUUUUACUCUUCUUCCCUUGUUUAUUCUUUGGAUUUUUUGUAAAGAACUGCUCAGUGAUUGCCAAUGUUGGCUCUAAAGUUUGUUUUGUUAUUUAGAUAUUUUUUUUAGUAUUUUAUCAUCUGGUCUCUAUAAUGUGAUUAUAUAUGUUUAGUUUUAUUACAUUAUAUCACAGCCCAGAAGGCUUUGGAGUUGAUGACAUGUGAUUCAGUAAUCUUAAGAGCUAACAAUGUCAAUUUUUUCUUUGCAUGUUCAAAUGUUAAUGUUAGCACAUUAUUAACUCGACUUUUGUGUGUGUGUUUUUAUGUUUAGAUGUUUUUCUUUAUGAAUUCAUUUUUCUUUUUAUUCAGGUACAUAGGUGGCUGAGUGCUAGAGCACGUACAAUGAUGAAAUUAUUGUAAUUUUUUAAAAUAAUUUUCAAUCUGAAGAUUCUCUAAGACCUGUCAGGGUUAAAUAUGGUUGUGCUGGUACUCUAUCAAAUCAUACACUUCACAUUUUUGUUUCCUUUUUCCCUGUGAUUCACUCACUGAAACAUUCUUUUUAGUAGACACUUUAUGUUCCAUCAGAAGGACAGAACUGUAUCUGAUCAAGAAUUUGCUCAUUUCCAGUUUGGAUUGAUAAUGUUUACCAGUACACAGCAAAUACAGCAAUAUUUAUUUUGACUGCUAGAUUGAGCCUGGAUACUAGCAAUCAUAAAUUGCUUAAGCCCAAAUCAAAAUUUCAGUAACGAAUCUUAUUCAAUUGCAUACAGAAAGAAAAAUUCACUUAUAUAAGGCAAUAUUCAAGGCUUUUUUUUUCUACCACUCUGCCACCAAAUGUGCAUAACAUGGGACUCACUUUUUUAAUAUGAUUUUAGUCUUGUAGUCAUGUGACAUUCAUAUGACAGUUACUGCAGACCAAUGCACUUCAAUGUAUUUAUUUGAAUUUGUUAAUAUUUAGCUUUUUAAUUAUUUUUUUUUUUGGUUAUUUAAGGGGUUUAGAAUCCAUGUGUGAAAUUUUCUAGUAGUUAUAGAUUUAUCUUUUAUAGUGCUACCCAACUCAUUAGAAAUGUAUUUAUCUUGCAACAUCUGUUAACAGAAGUAAUUCAAUUAGCAGUUAGUUGUCAUGGCUUGAUUUUUUUCUGAGUAAUCAUCUAGGUAAUAGGCCUGUGGACUUCUUAUGUCAAUUAGAGAUUUCUUCCAGUCUGAUGUUUAUUUGGCUGGAGAUGUUUGAACUAAUUUAACUUUUCAUUAUUUCAGUAUUACUUGGAUAGUUGACAUCCACAUCUCACUCUGACUUUGAAUAAAUAUUUUAAAAUACUGGAUUAAUUGUUUUUUUAGUGAGAAUGUUUCAAAUACUAAAUAACUAAAUAAUACUAAAAAAUAUUUUUUUGAUAAUUAGAGAAGUCGACAAAAAGAAUGUGUAUUUCUGCACUGCAAAAUGUAAUGAGUUAGAGCAUAGUUCAUUAUUAUUUUAAAAGAUUUAAACGAAUUAAAAUCAAUGUAAAAUAUAGUAAAAAAUGUUGUUUCUCAGAGAAAUUUGGAUGUAAUUUUAAGAACUUCAUUUUGAAAAUUGUGAUUCAUGUGUUAAAAUAGGUAAGUAUUUCAUAACUUAGUUGAAAACAUACAACUUAUCUUGUUAUAAUAAUUGUCUUACAUACCAUCUUAUGGACCAUUGUCACAAGGGAUUGUAAACUUUGAUUGUUUUCACAACAAAUUUUGGUAUGCCAUUUCUGACUAAAUGCUUUUGAUUCUGAGCAUUUUUUAUCAUGGGCAGUGAGCCUUGUGGUUUGUGACAAUAUCUUGUGAUCUGCAGUCAAUUUUCUUCUUUGCUUCUAGCAAAAAAUAUAAAUCAUAUCACCAGAUAGAAGCCCAAUAGCAACUUUACUAUAUGGUUAGUGACAGGAAUACUAUUCUUUUUAUUAUAAACUUGGGAAAAAAAACUUGAGUAAUUCUUUUUUUUUUCUCCAUUCUACAAUGUUUGUUCAUUGUCACAAAUAAAAAAAAGUAUCUUUACUUCUCUUUGUGGAAACAGCUUGUCACCCAAUUCGCCAAACGGUGUGGAAGAACCUAAGUCUAAGUAAGUUUUUACUUCUGCUCAUUCAAAAGUUUUGUGUCUGUAUGACCUUUGAGAUUUGUUAGUCUUUGGGGCAGAUCAUCUGGGCUUGAUCAAUUUUAGAUGGAAAUACAGUGCUGGAUCAACAUGCAUGUUCUUGUCUUAGUUUUGAUCUUUUUCUGUUGCUAUUUUUCAGCCACCCUGUGAAAGACAUUAAAACCUUAACCAUUCAAACAGUGUGUUGACAGCUUACAAAAAUGUUUAGACUAAUGGCAACUAAAUGAAUUCUUUAAUUUUUUAUUUCCGUAAAUUUGUCAUGCUUGUGAAUACACUUUGAUCAGUUUUAUAUACAAGUAUUAUAUAUAUGUCUGUGACUGAGGGUUCCAAUAUUUGAUGUCGUUAUCUUCUUUUUUGUGAUAGGUGAUAACACGUAAAUUGCACAAUUUAUCCCAAAGUCUCUUUUAUCCCCUAGGAUGUAAUGUUAUUCUAAUCUUCAAAACUAAAUUAGUGCCUUAAACUUUGUAUAAUACAAACAUAGUGGGACUAGAGAUGUCAAGAGAAAUGUUUUGAUUGAUUUCAAUGUUUUAGUUUGAGUAUUUCUACUUGUUGCUUUUUUUAAAAUUAUUAUUCAACUGAGAUUAUUGUUUUGUAUCCAUUUCACUGCGAAGAUAAUCUUUGUUCACUCUUUCUACUAAGUGCAUUAUGCAGAGAAAGAUCAUUCAGCUACUAAUCUUACUGUCCUCUGAUAGGCAGAAGUUACAUAAAUUACACUCAAAUAUUUUGUUGUUCAAUUGACAAAAUCAAUACAGAUUUUUUUUUUUUUUUAAUUAUUCAUUUGUUGCUUAGUUGUUAAAACAUUUCUUUUUCUUCUUUGUUGCAUCAAGAUUGGUGGGUUCAGAUAACUAAUCCUAUUUCUAAGAUGAACUGUGCAUGAACUUUCCAAUUAGGUAGUUCUCUGUGAAGUUUGUAUCUAGAGAAUAGUAUCUUGAUGUACUUUAUUCACACAGCUAUGAAGGCCAUGGCAGAGUAAGGAUUAUGUGCCACUGCACACGGGCAUGUUUUGCUGGUUCCAUUUUUAACUUUUCAGAACAUGUGUUGCCCCACUUUGCGAUGCCCAUUCUGAAGGGGAUAAAUUGAGCAGUGUCAGGAUAGUUUAUAAUGAGCAAUAAUUUCUCUUUGGAUUAGCAGUGAAUAAGCAGUGAACCAUCUUAAAUGUUAUUCUCUAAGAGUCUCCUCUGGUCUCCCAGUUAGAGUGGUAUUACUGUGUUUGUUUCUAAUCAUUUAGUGAGCUAUUCUUUAUCUAUUUGUGCUAAGAUCUAUUGUAGUGCAGUUUCUUUCAGAACGUAGAUGUUCAUGUGGUACCAGUCUUGUUUUUAUUUUUCUCUGUUUCUUAAAACUCUCUUUAAUAGUCCUCCUACAGUGAGGUAACAUUGAAAUCCAGUAACCUUGAUGAGUUCCAAUGUUAGGACUUAUUUGUGAACACACUAAAAUGUUGGUCUCUGUUCAACCUGAAUGACUCAUGCCCUAAUACCUUGUUCAAAUGUUGAGCUGUACAAUACUGUAAGCUUCUGUCUGGCCAAUCUAUUAAUCUGUCUUGACCUAAAUUCACAGCUGUUCCGACUACAUCAGCCUUUUAUCUGCAGUAGAAAAUCUAUUUUGUUUUGAUUCAUGGGAUGUUAAUGUAUUCAUUUUGACUUCAGGAGCUCAGAAGAAUUAUUUUUACUAAACAUGUAUAACAUAAAAUAAAAACACAAAAAAAACUUGAAUGAUAGUCUAAGUCACAUUGUUCCAAUAUAAUCAGUUAUUGUGAGAGAGGUUAGAGUGAUCUAUAGAAAUGGAGAAUUUUAUCUAGUACAUCUUAACAUAAUAUUUUUAAAUUCAACAACAAAAUAUAAAGAUCUCAGUGAAGAUUCUACUUCAAUUGAGUUAGGUUUUCUACUUGCAAUUGUCCAUAUGUUCCUAUCAGAAAUAGAAAAUAAUCUCUGAUGUUUGAAAUCCACUGUACUUUUCUAGAUCGACUUCUAAUUAAGUUUAAACAUUCCUUAAUUUAAAAAAGAUUAUCUUUUUUUACUAAGUGAAGCAUUUGAGAAGCAGGUUUAAAGGUCCAGUGAAUCGAUAAAAAAUUUAAGACCAAAAAAGACAUUUCAAUCCUACAAAAUUUUAGUCUUUGAACUAGAAUGUAUGCCACAUAUAAACCAAUAGAUGUGCGCAGUAAAGGGCAUACUUUAAGGGACGAUGGGGAACAAAAAAAAAAAAACACCCCCCCCCCCUUUCCAAUAAUGCACAUGUGAAAAUUGAUUCACGACUUUAUUUUGCAUUAAUAACUGACUCUUCCAGUUCCAUAUUGGUAUGAAUGCUUCAAUGUUUUUAUCACAAUGUUACUCAAAUGAAAAAGUCAAUAAAAAUCCUGACCAACUUUACACCCAGACUUUCUUGUGGUGCACAUGCAACUUCAAAGGUUUAGAAAUGUAAGGAGUGUUCAAUGAUUCAUCCCAUGUGCAUCCCAUUUCUGCAUGUGUUUCCUUAUUGCUUCAUUGUUGAUUACUCUAGACACUUUGUGUAGGUUUGCUUAAUAACUGACAAUUAUCCAGCAUUAUCACAAUGUCACUUGCUCUAGUUGUUGUCAUUUCAUUCAUAGGAUUUGUUUCCCUUUUCUUCUUUUUGUCAUAUUAUUCAACUUGGAUGAUUAUUAGCUAGUGUUUAGUUAAACAUAUUUAGAAUAGUUAUUUGUAUCUUUGGAGCUUUUUUUUUUCACAAGAAGAAUAUUUUUUUUUUUCUUAAUUUAUUUUUGUUAUGACAGUUACCCUAUAAUUUGAAGAGUUAUAUAAGCAGGCCAGUAGUCUAAAACAUGUACAAGAGCCAGAGUUCUGAUCAAUGUCAGUUCUUGAGCACUCUUAUUGACAUUGCAGGCAGUCCAUUGAAUUGAUACUAUAGUUUAACUGAAGUAACAAGUUCUCACUUGCUUGGCAUGUUUUUUUUAAUUAGAUCCAUUAAGCAGUAGGAUGCUACAGCAGGAGUAAAGUCUGUUUUAGGAUGUUUCAUGAUGUAAUUCAAACUCAACUGAGUUUGUUUCUCAUUAUUAUACAAAGGUUCUUCUCAAUUACUCCGAGUGAAUUAAGAGUUUAUAUUUUAUUCCCCUAGUCAGCCUCGUUUCUUUUUGUAUUCAAUAAUUGUAACAUUUAGUCCACAAUGCUUAAGAAACAUAAAAAAUGUUAAUCAGCUUUUGAUGUUCAAUGAUUCUUUAUGAAACAAAAAAUAAAUAAUAGUAUAUAUGA